Hippocampus comes (tiger tail seahorse) is the source of this 658-nucleotide messenger RNA. RefSeq lists its product as uncharacterized. The record is from RefSeq and is a predicted model, not a curated record. The transcript is spliced from 5 exons. The coding region runs from base 1 to 630 and encodes 209 amino acids. NCBI's taxonomy places the organism in Eukaryota, Metazoa, Chordata, Actinopteri, Syngnathiformes, Syngnathidae.
AUGAUUGACGCGGCCUCCAAAGCCCAAAGCAGACCCAAGCGGAGCCUCGCCAUUGGCUCGGCCGAGACCUUGUGGCUUAGCGUGCGUGUGGCGCUUUGCUGUGGGCAGCUGUUGGGCCAGCGGACGUUCAUCUCGGGCUACACGGACAACAAGGUCUUCGACGCCAUGCUGAAAAUCAGCGACAGCAGCCGGAUCACCAUCAACGCCGCCGCCCACAACGACAAGGACUUGCUCUUCUAUGAGGAGAUGAUGAUGAACGGGACCUGUUUCGGCACCAAGAUGAACAUCUCCAUCGACGGCAAUGUGGCGUCCGCCAAAAUGCAAAACAUCUCGUCCGUCUUCCACUGGCUGCCCACGUGCGACGGCUGCCAGUUGUUUAGCAUCAACAGCACGGCUCGUGACCUGAAGACCUUCCUAGAGCUUUUCGGCAUCCACCUCGGCGAAGCCGUCAACGACCAGAUCAACGCCCGCUGCCUCUACCUGUUAGCUCCAGGGAACACGGUCAAGGACUCCGACCUGGAACACUUCAAGAAGCAGGCCCACUGCUUGGGCUUCUCCGGGGAACCCAACUUCAUGAUCGACCCCAAAAAAGACUUCUGUGACGGCCACAAAGUGGUCAUGCUCAACUGACGUGCUGAUUAAAGAAAUCAAAGAGCAA